Medioppia subpectinata is the source of this 509-nucleotide messenger RNA. The record is from the annotation of a GenBank genome assembly. NCBI's taxonomy places the organism in Eukaryota, Metazoa, Arthropoda, Arachnida, Sarcoptiformes, Oppiidae.
AAAUAAUGGCAAAACUGUCGCACAACUCAAAUGGCGGUCAAAUGAGGCCCUCGUGUCUCAAAUGUGGAUAUCCUGGACAUUUCACAUACCAAUGCCGUAACUUCUUCCGCAUGAAUCCCUCGCAAGACAUUGUUCUGGACGUGAGUUCCACCAGUUCUGACUCCGAUGACGACCCGACCGACACUGCCAUUGAUGCCAACAAUAUCAUCAAAACUGAUCCAAAGGCACACUUUAGUGGCGGACAACCCGACGAUAAACGACACAAAAGACAUAAAAAGAAAUCCAAAUCCCAUCACAAAAGUAAGCGAAAGCACCGGAACUCCGAUUCUUCGUCUGACGGCAGCCCUAAGAAGACUCGGAGUCGAAGUAAAGACAGACAUCGGAAACACCGAAAGCAUAAGUCAGGCGAUGAGAGCGACGAUCGCCGCAAAGAUGACCACAAAUCGAGACAUAAACCCAAACAUAAGUCCAAAGAUAGGGAAAGAAGACGCGAAAAACAGACCAAUAAA